This is a messenger RNA of Tupaia belangeri chinensis (Chinese tree shrew), 2096 nucleotides long. It is a transcript of the gene CGRRF1, whose product is annotated as cell growth regulator with ring finger domain 1. The record is from RefSeq and is a predicted model, not a curated record. Gene Ontology annotation, biological process: negative regulation of cell growth. NCBI's taxonomy places the organism in Eukaryota, Metazoa, Chordata, Mammalia, Scandentia, Tupaiidae. The transcript is spliced from 6 exons. The coding region runs from base 205 to 1191 and encodes 328 amino acids.
CUGUCCGCGAGGCUGCCCCACCGUCUGGCUCCUGAGAACCUCAGGCGAGUGCGGACCUAUUAAGUUUGUCCGCUCCGGGGCACCGUAGUGGCUUUUGCCCUGGCCCGGCGGGCUGGGCAUUGCUAGGCGCCGCUGGGCUCCGCUGGGCUCCCCUGGGUUGCACUAGGGUAGGUGCUGGCACCGGGCUCAGUCUAGGAGACCCCGAUGGCUGCGGUGUUUCUGGUAACGCUCUAUGAAUACUCUCCGCUUUUCUACAUCGCGGUAGUCUUUACCUGCUUCGUUGUGACCACCGGCCUAGUACUAGGAUGGUUUGGUUGGGAUGUUCCGGUAAUUCUGAGAAAUUCAGAAGAGACCCAGUUCAGCACAAGAGUUUUCAAAAAACAAAUGAAACAAGUCAAGAAUCCUUUUGGCUUAGAGAUCACUAAUCCAUCUUCAGCUUCAAUUACAACUGGCAUAACCUUGACAACAGAUUGUCUUGAAGAUAGCCUCCUUACAUGCUACUGGGGAUGCAGUGUUCAAAAAUUAUAUGAAGCUCUGCAGAAGCAUGUUUAUUGCUUCAGAAUAAGCACUCCCCAAGCAUUAGAAGAUGCUCUGUACAGCGAAUAUCUUCAUCAAGAACAAUAUUUUAUUAAAAAAGACAGAAAAGAAGAAAUAUAUUGCCAGUUGCCAGGAGACACUAAAAUCGAAGACUUUGGUACAGUGCCUAGAUCACGCUAUCCAUUGGUAGCACUGUUGACCUUAGCUGAUGAGGAUGACCGAGAAAUAUAUGAUAUUAUUUCCAUGGUGUCAGUAAUCCAUAUUCCUGAUAAGAUUUAUAAGCUUUCCUGCAGAAUAUUAUAUAAAUAUUUACUCCUGGCUCAAGGUCAAUUUCAUGAUCUUAAGCAACUUUUCAUGUCUGCAAAUAGUAAUCCCACUUCCUCCAGUAAUUCCUCUUCAGAAGAAAAAAACACAGACAGAAGUUUGUUGGAAAAAGCUGGACUCAGUGAAAGUGAAGUGGAGCUGUCGGAGGAGAAUAGCAGGGACUGCGUCGUUUGCCAGAACGGGGCAGUGAACUGGGUGCUCUUGCCGUGUAGACACACGUGCCUAUGUGAUGGCUGCGUGAAGUAUUUUCAGCAGUGCCCAAUGUGCAGGCAGUUUGUUCAGGAAUCUUUUGCACUUUGCAGUCAAAAAGAACAGACAAAGGCAAAAUGAAAACUCUUGAAGAAGUGGUCACAACAGAAAAGUACACUUUCUAUUGAAGAUGCAGAAUUUUGUGUUCUUAGAAUUAUUCGUAACAUGAAAUCUACAGUAUUGACCGUCAAUGAACGUUCUGUUUUAACUUCAUGUUUGUAUAAUACAUGGAUGAUGAAAAUGAAUUAUUUCUUUCUACUCAGUAUGGUGAAUACUGGCAUACCCUCUGUGUUUAUACAUAAUCAUCAUUCAGCUCUUGAGAAGAAUGUAAACAUUUGGCCUUUUAUCACUAGAAGAUUUUAUAUAAUGUCGAUUAGAAAAACAAUUCUGAAAAGCAUUCCACCUAAAAUUUGUGGAGGUAAAAGUCUCAAAAUUGCUAAGUGUUUUCUUUGAUGUAAUUUGGAGUGUAAGUAGGAAAACAACCUUAAUUCUUCUUAAAGUAAUUUUAUAGUCCCCAGUUUACAAAGACGUUAAAAAGGCUUCUUAUUAAUACUUUACAUUCUUUCCUGAAAUACCAGUUUUUAUAAAUAUACUUCUGUUUGGUUUCUAAUUUCCCUUAUCAUCAUGGUUACAUCAAUGCAAAUCUCAAUUUUUAAAUUUAAUGCAAAAUAACAAAUCUUAAAUGUUUUCAGUGUACCAUAGAUUAAAAAUGACUCAUCUGUAGAAAACAGAUUUAUAAAAUUUUGAUAAAAUUUCUUAGAUACUUAAAUUUAUUAAAUCAAUCAUCAAAUGUGAUUAGAUCAGCAGAAUACGAUCUACCAGGACAGAUCUGUGAAACUUUUAAUGCCUUAAGUUAGAUUUCCUCCUGCGCAGUGCAUCUCUCUAAAAUGCGAGUGGGUUUAGAGCUAGGAAAAAAACAUUGAAAGAAACAAAUAACUAUUUUUCUAGUAUAUUUUAAUUCCAAAUAAACCCAGUAUUCUUCUGAA